AAUAAACAGAGAAACAUACCAAUGGAGAAGAAAGCUCAUGUGGCGGCAUUUCCGUUCCCAUUCGGCUCCCACCCGACCGCCCUUCUCCACCUAGUGCAGCGGCUGGCCACCGCCGCACCCACCGUUCAGUUUUCGUACUUCAACACCACAUUAUCAAACCAGAAGGUUUUUUCAAAGAUGAAUUCGAAUGGAUACGACAAUGUAAGGUCUUAUAAUAUAGAUGACGGCGUGCCAGAGGGGCAUGUGUUCUCUGGCAAUCCUGUCGAGGUCAUUGAGCUUUUCAUCAAAGCCACACCGUUGAAUUUUAGGAAGCGUUUAGAGGAGGUGGUGGAAGCGACGGGAUUGAAGGUCACUUGCUUGUUGACGGACGCUUUUUUGGGGUUUUCCGCGGAUAUGGCUGAGGAAAUGGGGAUUCCUUGGGUGGCGUUUUGGACCGCCGGCCCGACGGCUCUUUCCCUGCAUAUGUACUCCGAUCUGAUCCACCGCAAUUUGAGGCUAACUGAUAGAACACAAAAUUCAGACCAAACACUUGAUUUUCUUCCGGUGAUGUCAACAAUACAUGCUAGUGAUUUACCUCAUGAAUUCCUAAGCUUCGACAAACCAGACAGACCAUUCACAAGCUUACUUCAAACCAUGGGACUGAUAGUACCGCGUGCUUUGGCUGUGGUUCUCAACUCUUUCGAUGGAAUUGAUCCUCUUGUGACGGCUGAUCUGAAGUCCAAGCUGCAGAAAGUUCUCAAUAUCGGCCCAUUCUCUGUGCCGCUGAGCAAAGAUGAGGAUGGGUGUCUAUCAUGGCUGAACCGCCACAAAGCGGCCUCAGUAGCUUACAUUAGCUUUGGUAGUAUGUUGACACCGCCACCAGAUGAGCUGGCGGCACUAGCCGAGGCAUUAGAAGAGAAAAAAGUUCCUUAUCUUUGGUCAUUUAAGGAAAAUUUAAAAGGCCACCUACUAGAUGGGUUCUUUGAAAGAACAAGCUCAAUAGGAAAAGUUGUGGCAUGGGCUCCCCAAUCACAAAUCUUGGCUCAUUCUUCAGUUGGGGUGUUUAUAACGCACUGCGGGUGGAAUUCGGUGGUGGAGAGCAUCACCGGUGGUGUUCCUAUGAUUUGUAGGCCAUUCUUCGGCGAUCAAAUGAUAAACCGGCGGAUCUUGGCCGACAUGUGGCAGAUUGGCGUUGGCUUGGAGAGUGAUGUUUUUAAGAAAGCUUGUACUAUGAAUGCUUUGGAUAUUGUUUUGUCGAAGGAAAAUGGGAAUAAAAUGAGAGAAAACAUUGGCGUUUUCAAAGAAAGUGCUACCAAGGCUAUCGCACCCAAUGGAAGCUCAACUGAAAAUUUUAAAUCUUUGAUAGAUAUAGUUAGUUAAUAUUUCUUAUUAGAAAUGUUGAGAGUUCAUAUUUUUCUAGUAUUCAAGAAAUCUAUAACGAUAAUUUGUGGAUUUGAGCAACUGAUUGCUACUA
This is a messenger RNA of Olea europaea var. sylvestris, 1453 nucleotides long. RefSeq names its product anthocyanidin 3-O-glucosyltransferase 2-like. Gene Ontology annotation, molecular function: UDP-glycosyltransferase activity. The transcript is spliced from 2 exons. Lineage: Eukaryota; Viridiplantae; Streptophyta; Magnoliopsida; Lamiales; Oleaceae. Bases 22 to 1359 code for a protein of 445 amino acids. The record is from RefSeq and is a predicted model, not a curated record.